GCUAAUUUUUCCUUUUCCAGGGCAUGUGUCUAUAUCUGACCCCUCAAGUAAUCCUUUCCACAUGUCAGGGGAUGUGGAUUUCUUCUUGUACAGAGAGCAGGAGCGGAGUAAAGCCAUUGCAGAACGUGAACAAAAGAAGAUGCUGAGGGUGCACCAGAAGAUGACCUAUUCAUCCAAGGUGUCUGCCAAGCACACUAGCCUGCGCCGGGAGCUACAGCUAGAAGAGGAAAUGGAAGAUCAGGAGCUGAUAGCCGAGGCCCGGCAGCUGCACACCUUCCGCAACAACACUGCCUGGAAGCUGGCCAUGACCCAAGAAAAGAAUGUGGAGCCUGAGACAUUGAAUGACUACAUGAAACAGAAGCGAAGCAUGUUCCUCCUCCAGUAUGCCGUGGCAAUGAAGCGCAAUGAAAUCCAGCGGCUAGAAAUGCUGGCGACCCGGGAGGAGAACAGGCUGGAGAGGGCUGAGAAGUUCCUGGAGAAGGAUGCAACAUUGUUUGACGAGUUCCUCAGGGAGAAUGACCGUAGCUCAGUACAGGCCAUGAAACUGGCGGAGAAAGAGACCAAGAUCAAGAUGGAGAAGAUUAUUGAGAUCCGGGACCUCACGGCCCAGAUCAUGAAUAUCAAAAGCGAAAUCUCUAAAUUUGAAGACACUUUGCAACAUUACAAGAUCUACAAGGACUUCCUGUAUAAGCUGUCACCCAAGGAGUGGCUGGAUGAGCAGGAGGAGAAGCGCCUGGCUCUCAGAAAGGCCAAGGAGCCUGGGGAGUUCAUCAAGGACAGCAGCAUGGCCACCUUACUAGGGGACAGAGGGUCUGGCAACAAGAGCAAGACAGCUUUGCUGUGGAAAGAGGUUCAGAGCUUGAAGAAGCCCUCAAAGGUUUCACGGUUUGGGCAGGCCCCAUCCAGCACUCAGAGCCUCCCGCAGGUUGGUCAGGCCAGCCAGCCCAGUCUGUACAGCGAGCUGGACUCCAGGAUGUCAAGCUCUACGGUGCCGUCACAAGAAGACACUGACAGCGAUGGGGAGGAUCUGGCACUGUACUUCACUGAGCCCCAGCAGCUCUUGGAUGUUUUCACACAACUAGAGGAACAGAACCUGUCGCUGAUUCAGAACACACAGGAGAUGGAGGAGACCUUGGAUGAUCUGAAUGUCACUCUGAAAAACACUCAGAUCCGCAUGGACAGGGAGGUCAACAUGCUGAAGCAGUGGAUCUCCACCAUAAUGAUGUCAAUCUCCAAGGAGGAGGAGUCAGCCGCAGAGCUGCAGCUCAAAGCCCGAGUCUUCCACUUCGGGGAGUAUAAGGGUGACCAGCAGGACAUGCUGCUGGAGAGCCUGAACCACAAGGUCCUGGAUGUGUACCGGAAGUGUGUGGGCACACAGCAGGAGGCCAACCUGGGCACAGUGCAGAUGCUGACUGUGGUGGAGCACCAGCUGGACGAGCUGCUAGAGAAUCUGGAGCGGGUACCCCAGGUCAAGAUUGAGCAGGCUGAGAAGGCUAAGGAGAGGGAGCGGCGCAUGAGGAUUCGUGAAGAGAAGGUCAGGAUGCAGAAGGAGCUACAGGAGGAGCGACUGCAACGGGCUCGAGCCAGGGCCCAAGCUGAAAUAAAAAAGAAGAGAGGCAGGAGAUUGAUAUGCCGCUCCCGUCCACCAGUCAUCAAAAUAAAGGAGGAGUCUGAGCACACGAUGAUGGACAAAGACAAGGAGGAGAUGCUCUUCUUCUUCACUUAGCAACAGAAUGGCUGAGGGCUCAGGAAGAGGAGAAUUCCUGCCUGCUUGUGAAAUUUCCUCCUGUGGAGCUGCUGUGAUCCUGCAAGCAUAUUUCCUUACUGCCUAUUGCUGCCCUUUAGAGAACUCCAGAGGGCAGAUAUUUCUUUAUUAACUAGACACUAAAUAUCUCCUUUUACUAAUUUUUUAGCUGAAUGUCUUGGGCUUCACCAACAGUGAAGUCAUCUAUAAAUUACCACAUCUCCUCCAAAGGAUCCACCUUAGUUCUAUUUUUGGUUUAUUUCCAAGGCAAGACCCUCCAGAAGAACAUGAACACCUAUGACAAGAACAGGAAUAGGAGUGAGUCCCAAAUGAUCUGGGCACACCUGUAGGAUGCCCUUGGAGCACAGCAGUGAGUGGGUGCUGGCUGCUGGUCUCAAACUCACCAGUGAGCUGGGCUCUGAACCCCUAUCCCCACUUGAGUACUGGUUAUGACAGGUGUGACCUACACUCAACAAAACUCAUUAUGAAAUUUCUAUGUUUACCAGUAAUGCCUAUUAAUUUUUAAAGAAAUGCAACUUAAGAUCUGUUGAGGGUUGGAGAGAUGACUCAGUGGUUAGAAGUGCUUGCUAUUUAACUCUAGAAUAUAAGUUUGCAAUCCCAAAGCCAACAUUAACAAGCUGGGCGUUGCUGAGCAUGCCUGUAACCCUAGAAAUGGUAGUAGAGGAAGGCACAGAAACAGAAUUGCUGGGCCUAGCUAGAAGACAGACUGCUAGCUUCAGGUUCAAUGAGGCCCUGUCUCAGGAAAUAAGGGAGUAAUAAGUGUGAGACAGCUGAUGUUCCCUCCUCUGGCCUUGCACACACAUACCUAUGGAGAAAACAGUAGGGCUCUUCACUGGCCUCUGAUUAUGAUUGACUCAUUAACAAAUCUACCAUUAGGUAGUUUCUGACCCUGUUUAGUCAGAAUAUAGUUAAUACAAGACGUUCAGGAUGCUGGUCAAUACAUGAUAUCUAUUAUUUUUAAGGAAGCUUCUAUGGCCAUUCUGUGUGGUGACAACCCUUGUUGUCCAUAUCCUAGGUAGAGUAAGGUAUGUAGAAAAUAGCACGAUAGACUGACACAUAUAAUUUUUCCAUGUUACAGUGUUCACAUUUGUCUUUUAGAAUGGUAUGCUGUUGCAGGUUCUAUAUUACCAGUGUAUGUGACAUGUUUAUUUCUGUUUCCGCUGAUGGUGCAACUUUCUUUUGCUAUUUGUCCUUGGUUCAAGUGCCUCAGCAGAAAAGGAAACCAAAAGCCUGGAUAGCUGUGUGCAUUUAAGGAUAUGCUUUGUUCCACCCAAGCCAAAAGUUCCAACCUGAACAGCUGGUUACACAGGACUGGUUAUUAUAUGCUUGUUUUCUCAUCUUGUGCUUUCUGUUCCUAAGAGGAGGCUGCUGUGCACAUAUCUGUGUUUUCAGUCACAUCCCUGGUUCAUAUGCACCAAGCCAUCAUUAGCCUAUACUUCAAGUGUUCUAUGGCUGUAGUCUCAUUUAAUCUCCACAAGAGACCCAAGCAAGUGCUGCUACUGUUAAAGGGUUCAAACUAGAAACUCCACAGCUAUCACUUUUUGUUGCAAUAAGGCGGUUUUUUUCCCCUUCUGCUACCUAACUGCUCAGCAGGCUUUAUUUUGGCUUCCAAGUGAAUUUUACUUUGUAAUUUUUACAAAUGGUUAGAAAACAGUCCUGCCAAGACUUUUUCCCUAUGAAGAAAUGAGUUGUAAUUUUCUUCAUUCCUCAUUCCUUGUAUUAUUUCUACAAACACUGGAUAUGGAUUAGAAUCUAGUAAAUUUACUUCAUUAAUCCCAUGAAUAAACCUCUUUCACAACUUCAA
Molecule: messenger RNA, 3569 nt
Organism: Phodopus roborovskii (desert hamster)
Lineage: Eukaryota; Metazoa; Chordata; Mammalia; Rodentia; Cricetidae
Gene: Cfap100
Product: cilia and flagella associated protein 100
Exons: 15
Coding region: 62-1726 (554 amino acids)
Cellular component (GO): ciliary basal body
Source: RefSeq, a predicted model, not a curated record